AUGACAUCCGUUACAAAGCCCGAAUUUAUUCCUGGUGGUUAUCCAUCUACACCAGAUCAAGAUGGUAAUCAAGAAUCUUCCCCGUUCGAUUCUCAACCUAACUCUCAACCUAAUAACGAUGAGAGCAUUCUAACAAAAGUUACAAACUUGGGCUCAUCCGCUUUGGAAAGCGUUGUUGGAUCAAAUCCUUCUGGUAACACAACCGAGAAAGAUCAACAAAACAAUGAGAGCAUUCUAACAAAAGUGACGAACAUGGGUUCAUCCGCUUUGAGUAGCGUUGUUGGAUCAAAUCCUUCCGGUGAUACAACCAAGGAAGGCCAACGUAGUCCUUCAUCGAACCAACAAAAUGAUGAGAGUUAUCUAACAAAAGUAACAAACGUGGGCUCAUCUGCUUUGGGUAGUAUCGUUGGAUCAAAUCCUACCGAAGAUACAACCAUGGAAGGCCAACGUAGUCCUUCAUCGAACCAACAAAAUGAUGAGAGUUAUCUAACAAAA
Messenger RNA from Funneliformis mosseae, 495 nucleotides. NCBI's taxonomy places the organism in Eukaryota, Fungi, Glomeromycota, Glomeromycetes, Glomerales, Glomeraceae. The record is from the annotation of a GenBank genome assembly.